Molecule: messenger RNA, 2274 nt
Organism: Diorhabda carinulata
Lineage: Eukaryota; Metazoa; Arthropoda; Insecta; Coleoptera; Chrysomelidae
Exons: 4
Coding region: 185-2032 (615 amino acids)
Biological process (GO): intracellular signal transduction
Cellular component (GO): microtubule; microtubule organizing center
Source: RefSeq, a predicted model, not a curated record
UAUUUAACAUUUGAUCUAUUAAAAUCGAUUUAUUAUUUAGGAUUGACAUUAAUCUGAUUCCAUCAAUCAUGUUUAUUGUAACACUGUACAAAUAGCAAGAAUUGUGUCACAUAGACAGUUUUUUUCAUAUUCCCACCCAUAAAAAAUACAAACACUUCAAAAUUACAGUGUUCAGUUAAUAAAAAUGUUAUCGAAAUUACCGCCAUGUGCUAAAAUGAAAUUAGCCGAACCAUUAUACGGGCGAAUGAAACGGAUACAAGUAUAUGAAAAUGGCGAUCCAAGGUGUUAUUUAUUGAAUAUCGUACCGAGAAAUUUUAGAACUUGGAACGCCGUUUUACAACAUAUUACGAACGUUAUACGACCGAACUUUGGACCAGUGAAAAAAUUAGUAGCGUUAAGAACUUGCAAAUGCAUUGAAACUUUUGAUGAACUCGAUUCUUGUGAAAAGUAUAUAGCAUUGGGAUUCAAUGGAAAUUUAAAAAUGAUACCGGGAGGAUACAGAGACGUCUGUCCACAAAAAGGAUAUUGUAAACAGUUAUAUUGCGGACAGCUCGAUUCGAAGAUGUCAUGUUUUUUAAGUGCAACUAAAAAAAAAGGUUUAACCAUCAUUUACGUGGUGAGAAACGGUGUUUGUGUACAAGUACCAAGUAAAAUAGUACUAAGGAAAAACGAUUUAAAGAGUUGGGAUCUUAUUUUAAGGUUUCUAAGUAAGAAAUUAGAUAUACCGGAAGGAGCGGCAUAUAUUUGUACUAUAUUUGGGGAAAUGUUGUGCGAUCCUCGAGAAUUACAACACGGAUUUGUAUACGUGGUAGUACCUUACCAAGAAGAUUUCGUUAAACUCGAUUAUUUACAAUGUUUCAAGUACAUGUGUUGUGAAUAUAGGCGAAAUUACGUUGUUGAUAUUAAACCGGCGAGCUGUUUAUCCAAAAGAAAAAAUAAAUAUGGAAAUAACAAGAAAACAGAACAUCCGACUAGUGAAAAAAUUACAUCGUGUACUUGUUCUCCCAAUUUUUCUAAACAAACUAAUAAUAAAAAUCCUGCUGGUUCUUCAGACGGACCUGUUACAUCUGAUUUAUACAAUUUUGACAUAGACAGUAUUGAAAUAAAUGAAGAAGUAAUUUGCUCUCCUUGCUCUAAAUUGGAACUUAAGAAUAGUAUGAAUGUGGAAAAACCGUGUUACUGUGGCAACUGCUCUCCUCGUCCUGAAGCGAAGGAAACUCACAAUUUACAAAAUUACGAAAAUAACAUUUGUAAUAAUGUCAUAAAUACCAACGAAAAUAAUAAUAAUCCUCCAGAAACAAUCAAAACACCAUUUUUCUUAAACUAUCUCAAAAAGAUUUCUAAUCCCGACAAGGACAACGUAAUACAAUUAAUAAAACCUUGUGGACGUGAAGCUUGUCCAGUAAAAAUAAAUCGCAGAGCUAAUUCCAAUCAGAACAAAGAAAAUCAAAUAAAAGAAAAAAAAUUAGUUGAAGGUUGUUUUUAUGAAAACAUGACUGGCAAAUUUAAAAAUGAUUCCCUAUGUUGUUCAAAGAAAAGGAAUACAAAACGUUUACCGUUCUGUACAGAUCACAGCGGUAAAUUGGAUGGUCCUGUAGAUGAUAGUACAUCAAAUUGUAUCGAUGAACAAGAAGAAGAACGAAAUUACAGAAGAGGUUAUUGUGCUACAUUUAUUAGAACACAACGGAAACAGGAUCGAUUACAAGUACAACCCAAAGGAUAUCGAAAACCGUUAACAGAAUGCCUCCCUAAGACAAAAAUUAUAAAAUGCAAAUCAAAGACGUGCUUCAUGUGUAGAAGAAUAUCAAAGAUAAAAAUUGAAAUUGAUAAAAUGAAAAGUUGUCCCGAUUUGAAAGAAAUUAUCGAAAUGUCACGACGUAGAAAAAUUUGUAACAAAAAUAAGAUACCCACAAAGACUACCUCCACUCUGUACAUUGAAGCGUUACAUCCACGAUCAAAUUGUAAACCAAUACAUAAUACACCUGGUCCUUGUUCUUUUGGUUUGGGUAAUCGCUCUGGUAGGUUUUGUUAAACCCAACAAAUAUCUACAGAGUGAAAAAAUAAAUUAUUAGUGAAAAAUUUUUUUUUCAAUUUCUACUUUGUGUUUACGGGUUAAAUAAUUCAAAUAAUAUUUUGAUAUUUCUAUCUUUAUCUAUAUGUUUCGUAUUUAUUUUAAUUAACCAGGUAUACAUUUCACAAUUUUCCAUAAUUAACAAAUAAUUAUUGAUAUUUUACUUGUUAUAUACAAAUAUAAAUAAAAAGAACUCUAUCCUA